Messenger RNA from Rubroshorea leprosula, 3097 nucleotides. The record is from the annotation of a GenBank genome assembly. NCBI's taxonomy places the organism in Eukaryota, Viridiplantae, Streptophyta, Magnoliopsida, Malvales, Dipterocarpaceae.
CUGUGCUCUCAUAUCGCUUCUCUUCUCUCUCUCUCUCUCUCUCUCACGUCGACGAUCCAAUUUACCCGCCAAAAAGUUCUUUUCUUUUUAAUUUUAACGUCCCAAUUUUUCUGUUUUUUUUUUCAAAUUUCCCACCAUUCCUCCUCCCCCUCCUUCUCCGGCCGUCUUCCUUGUCUCCACCCUCUCUUUCCUUUCUUCAACACGUCGUCGUUGGGAGAACCAUGGAUCCACCGGUGAAUGUUGAGCCUGACGCCGGAUUGGAUGCUGUGGCGUGCUCCGUGGGUGAGAAGAGGCCGAUUGAGAAUGGCGAGGUUUCGUCCGUCAAGAAGCAGCGUUGUGGGACCCCUGGAGCGAUGAAGCGUGUGGCGGAGAUUGUGUUGGUCCUCUCGGCUAUGGCGAAGAUGCGAGGUGGAGGGAGGGGUCCGACUGAUGUGGAGCUAGGGUUGAUGGCGGAGGCGAGGGAGAGGUUGGUGGAGAUAUGUGGAGACCUGGCGCCGGGGGAUAUUGUUGGAAGGGAUGCAGUUGCUGCUGUCAUUGAAGAUUUGGGGCUUAAUGCCAAAGCGAAGGAACAGAGAUUAGGGUUUAGGAUGCCGAGAUUGACCAUUUCGGAGAGGUUCUCGAUUGCCAAGAAGAAGAUGGAAGAAUCAAAGAAACUUCAGGCAUCUACUCCUACAUAUACAUCCCAGUUGUUGCAAACAAGUAUUGGUGGAUCAUCACACGCUCUUCGCAGUUUUCCAUCAGAUAGACCAAAUCAUGCACCUAUUUCUUUUUCAUCAUCCCCAGCUCCAGUUACUGCCACUUCUUCCUCUCCUGUGCCUUAUCACUUGUCCACUUCAUCAGCAGUGAAUUCUGGAUUGCCUAGUAGCCAUUUGGGAAGGGAUUCAUCUGUGUUUGGAUUUCCCAGAGGUGACAGAUCACAGGUUAAGUUGGAAGGCUCAAAUGUGGGGCCAGCAAAUCCUUCUGCUAAUCAUCCUCUCGUUAAUGCUCCAACAUGGUCUAUACAGUCCCAACCUGGAGCAUUGACUAAACCUGGACAAGAAAACAAGGCACUGAAUCAUAACCUUGCCAAGAGUGAGGGAAGCCUUGAUAUGAGCAUGUCUCGAUUGGCUUCUCAAGCAGCAAGAGAUCAAAACUUUAGACCAUUCAUUACCCAAUCAUCAUCUGGGACUUUGUCAAUGCAUUCCAUGAACCAUCUUCAAGGUCCACCCUUGAACAAUAAUCACAACGAAAUUGCAAAAAUUGUCCAGAAGUUACUGCAACCAAAGCUUCCUGAGCAUCCAACCUGGACUCCUCCUUCAAGGGAAUAUAUGAAUAAGGCAUUGACCUGCCAAACAUGCAAAUUCACUAUUAAUGAAGUGGAAACUGUGCUUAUUUGUGAUGCAUGCGAGAAAGGAUUUCACUUGAAAUGUUUGCAAGCACACAAUCAGAAAGGAAUUCCUAGAGGUGAGUGGCACUGCACAAGGUGCUUGUCAUUAUGCAAUGGAAAGCCUUUGCCUCCCAAAUACGGUCGUGUUAUGAGAAGCAUAAACAUGCCCAAGGCACUAGCACCUUCUAACACGGCUGCAGGUCAGUCAAACACAGCUGAAGCUCAGUCAUCUUCUGAGAAUAAAGAAGGAAACCCAGAUGCAAAAGUGAAUCAGCCAAAGAUAACAGAAAAUGGAAGCACUGGUUUGCAGCCUCCUGUUGUGCCAGGUACCACAGGAAGCAACUCCAUUCAGUCGGCAUUUGAUUCUAAGAUUCCAAAUGGGAAAAAUCUCUCAUCUAUUGAAAAACAAAGGGACCAGGCUGCCUCUACUGGAACUUGUCCUAAUAGUGGGUCUCUUGUUGUGUCAUCAAGUGAAAAAUCUUCUGAACAUCCUCAUACAACUGAAUCAGCUACAAAUGAAGAGAGAGGAGAUCCUGAAUCAAAAUCACAGCCUCUUGGUACAUUAUCUAACACAAUAAAGGAAGAGUUUGAUCAUUCCCAGGCUUCACAAGAUAUGCAAGAUGUUCGAAUGGGGAAGCAAAACUCUGCUGAUGUUCCUAUUGAGCAAAAUGAGCAGGAUGCUACAGUGACACAUCCUAUUCAAAGUUCUGGACCAAGUACAGAGGUUACAAAUCACACCCAGUUCUCCUUUGAUGGGUUGCAUGCUAUUGAUUGGAUUGGUGAUGUAACACAAGUUUUGGAUGGAAGAAAAUUUUACAAAUCCUGUUGUAUUGGUGGUGUAACUUAUAAAGUGCAGGAUCAUGCUCUUUUUCGUUUUAGCAAUGGCAAAUUGAUUCCUUCUAAGCUUCAGGCCAUGUGGGAGGAGAUUAAAACCGGUUUAAAGUUCAUUGAUGUCAGAAGGUGCUACUUUCCUAGUGACUUGCCAGAGACUGUUGGUCGUCCAUAUACCCCUGAAGGCAGUGAGGUUUAUGAGUCUAAUAAUGAUAUCACCAUAAUGGCUGGCUUGAUUCAAGGACCAUGUGAAGUUCUCCCUGCUUCCAAAUUUAAGGAAGAAAGUGAAAAACAAAUUCAGUUAGAAGUUGAGGGAAAUAAAGGAUCAAGGUCAAUUUUUCUAUGCAAGUGGCUUUAUGAUGAAUCAAAAGGGAGUUUUCAACCUGUAUCAGGUUAAUAUUGUUGUUAUUGACUUUCUUUAGAGACGGUCGCCUUAGUAGCAAAUGUGGUUGCUCUUCUUCAUCAGGUACACGAAUAUCUGUUAUAUGCUCUAGCUGCAUCUUUAACUAAGCAAAACAUUUUGGUGAAACUUACCAAGCUAUUUGGGUGAAAACAAAUUAAAAGCAAAUGGAUGCCUGGACAUAUAUGGACUACCAACACUCAUCUCUUUUAACUUGUAACAUAUGUAACAGUAGGCACGGUCAGUCUUGGAUAAUUUUUUUUUUUUUUCUCUUCUUAUAACAAUUCAAAAUUUCAAGUCAAUAUUUUUUUGCUGUGCAUCUCCAUUCUUCAGACCUAUACUGGAGGACUCCCAGUAUGAAUGUUCUUGAUUUAUUUUUCAAACAUUAUGUAUCAGUUGUGUUAUUCUAAUGAUCAAAGACUACUCGUUCCAGUAGUAUUGUAUGCGUGAGCGCUGAUGUGUGCAGCAACAGAUGAACAGAAUAAAUGAACAUUGAAGUA